Molecule: messenger RNA, 9203 nt
Organism: Desarmillaria tabescens
Lineage: Eukaryota; Fungi; Basidiomycota; Agaricomycetes; Agaricales; Physalacriaceae
Exons: 16
Coding region: 333-9014 (2893 amino acids)
Source: RefSeq, a predicted model, not a curated record
AUUUCUCCAGAAUUCUCGUCUUUGGCUUCUUUCUAACCACUUAGUCUGACCUCGUCUUUCGCGAAGGACACGGACACGUGAUUGAGUGCCUGAUGCCCCAUGUGAUCUUCUCUUCAGAAGCUUCGGCUCUUUUCGCCGGUAUCUGGCCUCGUGGUCUAGAGUCUUUUGAGUUUCUUGCGCUAUUCUUCCAUCUCCCGCCACAUUCUUUCGAAGGUCGCAGAGGACAGUGCCUCCUCUUUUUCUCCAAGCUCGUUCGGAUACAUAAUUUACGCGCGACUUGCUGCUACCUUCCUCCAGAUUUGGUAAAUUUCUUGAAGGGAUACACGUAGAGGAUGGCGACUGCUGUCGUCGACCCCGUAUUACAACCGAUAACGCUCGCUAAUGCUCCUGUGAAGGAGAAAGCGGAAGACGUUAGUGGAGCUGCGCAGAGAGAUACCGAGGUCGACCCUAAGAUUGCGGCGGACAAACCCAGGGACGCGUCAACGCUACCAAUAGUACACCCAGAGAACAAAGAGAACGCGGGCACGCAGGAAGAACAGAUGUCUCUCUCGGUGUCGGACGAUAGUACGGUUCCCAAAGUCACGCCCACAAUUGAUGACACCAUCGAGAUACCCACGGAACCAGGUAUGGAUGAGAAGGCAUCUUCUAUACCCGUUACAGUCGCACUGACGAGCGAUAUGGCAUCGUCGAUACUAGUCGAACGUUUGGAGGACACGCAAAUCAAGAACGAUAACGACCUCGCAGGUGCCAUCGAUUCACCCAUUGAGAUAUCGCCCCUCCCAGCACCAGUUACUCCACAAGACACCAAGGUGGACGGCAUUCCUACCCCAACUUUCGAACACCAAGUGAAAUUCGUCGCUCCAGAGCAACCAGAUUUUUCCUCGAAACCUUCCGAUGUCAAAACUGACGUAGUGGCUAUUGAUGAGGUUGCGCCGGAUGCAUUGGAAGGCAUAUCGUCUGCUGAUAAGGCCACGAUGCCCGACAAGGUAUCGGUGGCAGGUGAAGGUGUACCACUUGUUGCAGACACGACUGUUGUUGAACGGUCGCAGACUACGAAGGACGAAGCGAUCCUCGGGGAAGAAGCUAUUGGUGAAAAGGAGCAUCCCGAGGUAACGUCACCAAUGGCUCAAAAUGAAACGGAGCUCAAGAAUAUUCCAAUCCCUGAUUCUGUGCAGUCAGCCCAAGAGCACCCUACAGUCACGGCAACAUCGGACGUGAAAAAGGAUGCAGUGACUGAGGACGCCAUUGUCAUCGAGAAAGCUACGCUCAUUGAAGAGAAAGAAAAAGCGGCGGCGGCGGAAGGAGCACUUGCCGUUGAAGCGGCUUCCGCAACCAUAACUUCUGAGGUCCCUGAAGCACCGUUAGUAUCAGUCCCGGAACCACAGAUAGCAGAGGAGGCAUCAAGUGACGAACAACUAGUCGGUGCAGGUGUGGUUGGACAACCUACGGUCGUCGCAGAUAAAAUCCUGGAAGCGGAGGGGACCACAGUUGAAACCGCGAAGACUAACGAAGGUGGAAGAAAGGAAGACUUGCAACUCGCGACGACGACACCUGCGAAGACAGAUUCGAUCGAGGACGAGACUCCGACUGUGUCCGUGGUUUACACUACAACAGUGGAGGAGGGGGAAGCUCCAGUGAUUGAAGCUGGGAAGGACAAGCUCGAGAAAACCUCCGAUGCGGAGGUUGUUCCCGUUGUUGAGGUCAGAGAGCUGGACAAGGGAGAGGUGCUACCUUCAGUCGCAAUUUAUGGUGAGCCUGCUCCUCCAACCGAGGAGGCCUCGAUCGUGGAGGUUGUAACUGGUAAGGAAGUUGGACCAGCGGAGGCGGCUGUUGAAGGAAACCAGCGCUCCAGUCCUGUUGUGCAGACACCGGUAAUCGAUGAACCUCUGGCGGUUGUUGGGGACGUUUCGGUCGCGAAAGUAUUGACGGGUGCUGAUGAGGUCGAAGAGGAAAGCAGUAGCUCGGCACCAGUGACAGAACCUACGUCGACUGCUGAGGACGAUCUGACAUUCGCUACGGAUGAACCUGUCGAGGUUGUAGAACCACUAGAGGAAGCAUCCGCUGCUCAUGCUCCAUUCAUUCCACAGCUGUCUUCAGCUAACUUAUCCCUUGAUGACAUACACGAACCUGUAAAGGCGGUGGUAGCUGAGGGAACGUCUGCAAACGAAGCUGCUGUCAUACCGACUGGUGAUGCUUUGGUGGUAGAAGAAGUUGCUGGAGAGCAGGUCGUAGCUGGAACCCACAACGUGGAGAGUAUUGUGGAAACGACGCCCAUCCUGGUGGAUGAUACUCCGGCGAACCACGUGCCUGUUGUUUUGCCGGUCCCGACAGAAGCAUCGGUGGGGGGAACAGAAUUACAUGUCGAGAAACAGCUUCUGGUAGAGGACACUCUUAUCGUCGAAGAGAUAUCAACUACCGAGGAGCUUUCCGCUGUGGAACAAGGGGUAGAGGUCUUCAACGUUUCCAAGAAUCCUCCUGCCGUCGAAGAAGUAAUGGAGGAAGUCUCCAUUAUCAAACCAUCGUCUGCCGUGGAGGAAGCUACCGUUGUCGACGAAACUUCUGGCGUCCAAGAGGAUGGCACAGCUAUUACAGAAUCGGUUUUGAACGAAGGUAUUGCCCAGAAGCUCGAGGAACGCAUUGUCAAGGAAUCUCGGGAUCCAGUUGUCGAAGAGGUUGCUACAGCUGUGGUCGAACCUGCAGGUAUCACAGAAAAAGCUGUUGCUGUGGUUACUUCUCCCGUCGAACCUAUUUCACUCGACAGUAUACCCCCUGCCGACGCCGCACCCUUUGUUGACAAGACCUUGGCCGUCCCCACAGCCGCCGAUGACUUCCCCACGGAACAAGAAGGAAAACUUAGCGGAAAUCCAGUAGAGCCGGUAGUAUUUGAGAAAGCGGAUGUCAUCGAGAUAGAGUCUACUCUCAAGGCUGAACCGGACGUCGAUCAAAGUUCUAUCGAGGCGCCUGUCGAUGUAGAAACUGAGAAGGGGCAUGCUAAGGAUGCAUCCAUCGAGGAUAUCGCGGUCACGGAGCUGGCUGCCGAGGUGAAAUCAGUUGCAGAGGAGCUCGUCGUGGCCCCCCGAGAUCCCGAGCCCGUUGGAGACGGUGUUUCUCGUGAGGAACGAAUCGAACCUUCAGUCAUCGCAUCUAUCGUCGAGGGAAGAACCAAAGAAGAUAGAGUCCAUGCAGCCCCUAGCAGUGAGGCUGAGACAACAGUUGUCGAGGCAUCUGGUAUCGAGAGGAACGCAGUUGAGGAGGAAGAGCCCAAAUAUUAUGCGCCAUCUAGUCAAGAGAUGUCUUCAACGGAGAAGGUUGUGUCCUCGGUAGUUGAGGAAAGGGCAGAAGAGGGGCAGACCCCAGCUCCUGUCGAUCCAUCCGUGAUCGAGGACAAUAACACAACUGAUGAAUCUCCGUCUGUCGACUCCUCCAUCCAAGUCAACGAUCCGACGCCCGUCUCAACCGUUCAGGCUCCUGUGGUUAUCGACGAAGUCGAUCUUCAUAACACUGAUAUAGCCUUGGCAUCAGCCCCUUCCCUUGAUGAGAUAGCAGUGAACCCUGCUUCAAAUCUUCCUUCGACUAAAGGAGAGCUCAGCGUCCAUGCUACUGAAACUGUCAGUGAUCAGGACCAACCACUAGUUUCCGCCGAGAGCAAUGCCGGAACACUGCUCACACCUGCCGGAGCUGAAAUUGAGCGUCCUAAGUCGCCAUGGACGCCAUUUUACAGUGUCACUACUCAAGGACCAGGUAUACCUGCUGAGGAAGACAUUCCAGCGAUAGAAGAGAUGCCCCUACCUCUUUCUCAAGUCCCCGUAGUGGCUCUUACUCCGGUCGAUUCUUCGGCUCCUCUUGAAGAAACACAAGGCUCAUCAGAAAUUCUAGAAGAUCGUCCAAAAUCGCCUUGGACGCCUUCCUACUCGGUAUCUGUUCAGGGAAGUCCACUUCAUGAUACAGUAACUCUGGACGAAACGGAGCCAGUUAUCGACACUGUCGUUAGCGCCCAUCGGGAUAUCCCCGCAGCUGAAGAUCCUGCUAGUUCGCAGACUGGUGUCUCUGUCUCCGUCGAGACCGCCACUGAACCUGUCAAGGAUGGAAGCCAGGAGGAGGAGUCCAUCGGUCGACCACAAUCAGCUCUAGUUACUGAGGAGCAACCUGAAGUGGCUGACAGGGUGACAUCAACACCCGCACCUGAGCCCGUUAUUGAGAAACCUAUUGGUGUUGUCAAGUUGCCUGUUGAGGAGGAGCGUACCUCGUCCAAAGAACUGGCGACUCCCGAUAUUGGCAUAGAACGUCCAGCCUCACCACAAAUGCCAUCUUACUCUGCUACGCAGGAAGAGCAGGUUCCUACGGCACCAGAGGUUGAGAGAAUAUCAGGUACAUUGUUGGUUCCCGAGGAUGUGGUUGACAAGGAUUCAUCUCAAGCUAAAGAACCUUAUGCGCCCGAUGCACCAGUGCAUGAGGUCACUGACGAACCCGAAGUCACAAUUAUUUCGGAACCCGUUGUCAUCACUGAGAACGCCGCCGCCGAAUCACCCACUGAAGCUGUCGAGGUUGGGGGUCAUGAUUCUCAUGCUGUAGAAAAGCCUGUUCAGCCGGUCGCUAGUCCGAUUAUCGAGCCACAAUCCGAGAAAACUGAGGGCAUGGCUUCGACACCUAAGCCAGACGAUGGUCUCGAGAAGUAUGAUGAUGUUGAAGUCUACGUGAAGUCGCAUUCCGAGGAGACCCUUAUUUCUUCAGAAGAGCUACCUGCUCCUUCCACUAAGACUGAACAUUCCGACGCUGUGACGCUAUCCUCCUCUCUUCAAGAAUCGGAUCUGCUAUCUACACCAUUAGCUCACGGGGAUGUCGUUGUCGAGAAGACACCCGAGGUCGAGGGGCCCUCUGCCUCAAAAGUGUCAGUUCCCGAGGUUCAACCUACAAAGAUCGAUAUCGUGCCUCAGAAAUGUGUCGAUGCUGAGGCCGAGGCUGCUACAGAAUUAUUGCCCAUUGUUGCUGAGCCUUCCAAGGGUGGCGAGGACUCUUCUUCUGUGAAGACAGCAAGCCUUCAACAGGAAAGCGCUUUAGAAGUGAUCCCAACGCCCGAUGCCGAUGUGAAGCAGCACGUGCAGGUUAGCACGUCGGAGGAGCUGUUGGCUCCUGCGACUGAAAUUGAGCGUCCUUCCUCUCCAUGGACGCCAUCCUAUUCUGUCACUCAGCAAGGGCGCAUUACGCCAACCUCGGAAGCGGAAAGUAUACUACCGACACCUGAAGCCCAGGCACCUGUUGCUGAUGAGCUCAACACCCCCGCUGAGCCAACACCCGAGGACCCAUCUGUGAAUGUUGAGCUGAGUAAUGAGACGCCUCAAGAACUUGUGACUGUAUCUGAUGUUUCCAGCGGAGAAGCUGCAGAGAAGAACAAUGAAGAUGUGCAGCCGUCAACUGCCACUGAUGUUGAAUUUUUACAUGAAUCAGACACGACUUUGUUGAGUCCAAACGUUGAAACUGAACGUCCUUCGUCACCAUGGACUCCUUCAUAUUCUGUUACACAACAGGGCCGUGCUUCUCCCGUCCCUGAAUCCGAACUCGACGUCGAGUCUGCAGAGAAAGAAGUGCCAGUCAAGGACGGACUGGAUGAGAGCGCCGCGUCUUUCCCUCCAAAACUUCAGCAUCAAGUCGAACCCGCGGAACCCGUUGCUGUUGCACACGCGCCAGAACCCGCACCGAAGGAAGAACCGAUUGACGACGAAUCCAAGUCGUUGGUCGGAGACGAAAUCGCGUCAUCUGUGCUUGAACACGAGUGUGAAGCCGCUGCCACACAGCAGGAGCAAGCUGUUGCGUCGUUGUCUGUACCGGCAGUGGAGGAAACGCAGGUUGGGGCCAGACUCGAAUUACAUGUUUCAUCUGUCCCAGAGCCCGAUGUUGAACCUGUCGUAAAGGAGGAGCCUGCUGAAGAUGUUCUUGACGUCCAUGCUGCUCCACCCAUACCUGAAGCUGGAACAGACUUGGAACCCGCUGUGAAGGAUGACAUGGUUGGCGUUGAAAAACACGAAGAAAUCACUUUGUCGUCAUUCGAAGAUGUACGUGACUUGGAGUCCGCAGUGAACGACAAGCAGGCCGUGGAAGGACAGGAGGAGGCAGUUUCUGCUGCGCCGGAGAGUGAACGUGACGUCGGGUCUUCGGUGAAGCAUGAGACUGUCGUUGUGUCUGAACCAGUCAAGGAGGAAGAGGGCAGCGGAGGCGAACACACCGUCUCCAACACGCAAAUACUUGCAGACGAAAGCAAGCCUAUAGUGAAAGAUGAGUCAGGUAAAGCUGGAGAUGACGAGGAAGCUGCAUCACUCAUACCAGCAUCCAUCGAAAGAGAAAUACAGCCCGAAACCGGACACGAACAACAAGCCUCCUCGCCUGAAGUGGAGUCUCUGGCGAACGACGAGCUCGUUCAGGAAAAGGAAGUCACUAUAUCUGCUCCUGAGCCUGUGCGUGACAGCAAGCCUACGUUGGAGGAUGCACCAGUCAAGAACGAAGCUGAGUUGCACGUCGAGAAGGCUGCUUCACCUGCACCGGAACCAGAACUACAGAACGUAGCUCCAGAAGUUGUGCAAGAAACUGAACCUGCAGUCAAGGACGACACUGCCGAGGAUGGUCAGGUGAAUCAAGUCGUUUCACCUACACCUAAAUCUGUCAAGGAAGAACACGAAGAGCGAGGAGUGCCACCCACGGAGGAAUUGUUGGCUAAGGACGAGCCCGCUGGUGAUGAGAAUGGUCAACAAGCUGCUGUUCUCGUGCCCGAACCCGAGAAGUACAUCGAGUCGGUAGUCGAGGAGAAGGUUCAGGACGAGAUGAUCAAGGAAAGAGAGGAUGAGAAAGGCAUACUAGCUUCUCCUGAACCUCUGGCGGAAAUCAAACAGCGCGAGGAACAAAUUGUAGCACCCACGCCGGAAGUUGGACGUGAAAUCGAGUCUACGGCGGUAGAAGAACCAGUCGCUGCACUCGAGCCUGAGCAGCACGUUGAGCCCGUCGCCGAAGCUAAGAUCGAGCAAGUCACCAUACCCGCACCCAACCUGCAUCCUGAGGUCGAGGCCGUGGAGAAGAAGGUCGAGGAGCCAGCUGCAGAUGUUCUAGAUGAACAAGCUACUCUACAUGUACCUGAACCCGAAUCAACUGUGAUCGAGGACGAGCCCCCCGUGCCAAUCGAGGUCACGCUUGUGGCCGCCGAUAAGCCAGCAUCGUUACCAGACACCGACACCGAAUCAAAAGCUAACGACGAGCAGGUUGAAGUAUCUGUGACGAAGGAAGAACCUGGGUCUCAGAAGGAUGCGGCUCUGCCGACACCGAAAGCAGAAGCGAAAGCCGAGGAAGUACAGAUUGUGCAAGAAAUCGAGUCAUUAGCAGAGGAGGUGGAGGAUGGACACGAAGUGGUUGAAGAACACGAUGAACAGGGAGUCUCUACUGUGCAAGGACCAGCGGAGGAUGAGCCCACGCCUGAUGAACAAGCAGCUGCCCCCGUGCCUGCCACUGAGCAGGGUGCUGAGUUGGUGGUUGAGGCUGAGGACGAGUCUGUAGUGCCUGAACCCGUGUCUGAACCAAAGGAGACAGGCGAGGACGAACGAAAUGACAAAACCGCCCCACUUUUGUCCCAAGAUGACAGAGAAGAAGGACAUGUUGAGCAGCCUGCUCCAACCAUGGAAGAAUCACUCGAGGUCGAACAAGCCGUUACCCAGCCCGCCAUAAAAGAGGAGAAGGUUGCCGUUGAACCUGUACCGGAGUCGCAGCAGCAAAUUAAGACUCUAGAGAAGGAGGUGGAAGCGCCAGCUGGAGAUGUACAAGAACAAUCAGCCGUGUCCGAGCCUGCUGCGGUCAAGGACGAUCCAGCCCCGCCAGAACUCGUGACAGAGAUCAGGUCACUAGUUAUCGAUGAACCCAAGGCUGAGGACGUUGAAUCGGCGGUGAAGGGACAAGCUAUUCUGUCUGCGCCUGAGCCCACCGUGAUCGAGGAUGAGCCCGUCAUUUCACCCGUCAUGGCUGAGAGCGAGCCGCCAGUUGUCGAUGAGCCGACCAUUGAACUAGAUGUCGAGCCCAAGGCUGAGAACGCACAAGCGGAAAUUGAGUCGGAGGCAAAGGAUGAAGAACAACCAGCCGUUCCGCUCGUUGCCGCAGUCAAGGAUGUGCCCGUAAUUUCAGCACCAGAACUCGUGACGGGGAACGAGCCAGAUGUCGAGCCCGAGGUUGACGAUGUACCAGUGGUAAUCAAGUCAACGAUAAAGGAUGAACAGGUUGAGGACAAGUCGGAGGAACCAAGCGCACAAGCCGGAACACCUGUGCCUGCUAUCAAGGACGAGCCUGAGCCACAGGUUGAAAUCGAGUUGACUAAAGAAGAGGAUCGAUCCGUGGCUAGCGAAGAACAAGUGCCUUCUACCUCUGUUGAACAAGCCAAAGUCGAGCCCGCUGAGGAAGCACCCGAACCUGCAAGCAAGGGCGAAGAUGUUGCUACUGAUUCCGUUGAAGAAAAUACCACCGAUUCUCGUGAGUUGAGCGUCGACACAUCAUCAAUCGCAGAUUCUACCAAGUCCCCAUGGACUCCUUCACAUUCUAUGACGACUCAAGACGUAGGAUCGCCCGAUGUGGAAAUGAAGAAAGAUCUCCCGGGACAAGCCUUCCCUGUCACCGAAGAAGACUCGAAAUCGGUCGGAUCGCUAGACACGGUAAACGAAAGCGCAGAUGUAGUGCCUGACACGCUCGAUGUUCCAUUUACGCGCAAGAGGUUGGAAUCGAGUGCUUCUGCGCGGCUCCUGCGGGGAGCGCUACACAAGGUACCGGAAGGCCGGGCCUCGUUGGAUAUGGCUCAGGGAGAGUUUACGAAGCCGAGUUCACCUGUCAGUGAGACGAGUGCGGUGGGGAUUGUGGAAAGCCUGACUACUGCUACCAUCACCACCGCCACCGCGGCUGCAGAACAAGAAAGUUCUACUUCUGAUGAAUCUGAUGGAAGCUCAGAUGAUUCUUCGGAAGUUGAGCAUAAGGGGAGGUGGUGUGUUGUUAUGUGAAUAGCUAUACCUGUUACGACCAUUUUACGAUUCGUCAUGCCUUUCUUUCCAUCCCGGGUCAUUCAAGUUUCACUCUCUACUCUUUAGAUCACUAAUCCUCUUACCUAUGCUUUCAUUCUAUGGAUAGUAAUCCGUGUUCAAUCAAUUCUGUGGAGCUCUCGCGCAUAUAUAGACGCUCACAAAUAAGUU